This is a messenger RNA of Daldinia decipiens, 1578 nucleotides long. RefSeq lists its product as uncharacterized. The record is from RefSeq and is a predicted model, not a curated record. Bases 1 to 1578 code for a protein of 525 amino acids. Lineage: Eukaryota; Fungi; Ascomycota; Sordariomycetes; Xylariales; Hypoxylaceae. The transcript has 3 exons.
AUGACACACACUCAACCAUUCACGUGCACGUUCUGCUGGCACCCAUCUUACGGCCCCCCGCAUACCCUCGGCCGCUCCGCGCGCCUGACCUGCGAGUCUUGCUACCGCGGCCUCGAGAGCGUGAGUCUGGGGUGGUGUUUCUGGCACCGCGCGUGUUAUGGCUGUCUGUUUUGCGGGAGCAGGUUGGUGGUUAUCGGGCCGACGAUUGCGGAACUCUUCGUUGAUGACGACGACGACGACGACGAUGGUGAUGAUGAUCGAGUUGCAAAUAGUAGAGGUGGGGAUGUUGUUGGGACGGGACGGGAGAUCACGGAGGUGCCUAUUUGUGCCAAUUGCGCGGUGGAAUGCGAGGUCGAUUGCGAGGAUCGGCGGGCUUUCGUGCGAAAUGCUUUGUGUAGGGUGGAUAAGAGUGAUGGGGGUAUGGCUGGCAUGAGAUGGGUGAAAAUGGGCGGGCAGAUGAGUAGGAGGGCUGUGGGAGAGAUCAAGAGGGUGCCGGCUACGGUCCCUAAAUCUGACCAGAGCCCGCCGUCUUUACAUCGGUCACGAUGGUCGAUUCAGGGUCGGACACACACUUCACAUGCAUUUCGUCUACCAGUUGACGGCGCUUUGGGUGCUCCGGAAGAACUAAGCGGUAGUGAAGGGAACCGUGUCGCUCUUCCAGAUCCCGUCAUAUACGUCUCGAUUUUCGAUCCUAUUAACGAGCCUAGUUUCAAGCCCAGUCCUACAAAACCAAUUCCUAAGUGGAUGCGGUGGCUUCCUAGCCAACGAGGUCAAGAUCGCCGUCAACAGACCGAGCCUCGACCCCAUUCCAUCCUUGAUCAAUAUUUCCCUCCUAAUCCCACCGAGCCGGAUGAUUAUCCCAUAUCCAACUCACCUACUAUUUGUCCAACAAGUCCCUCACCGAGCCCGCUCUACUUAGCAGCCACUCCACGACCCCCUAAUCGCCUUCCCACGCCUCGAAGUUCGGAGUUUGGCAAACUAGCCGAGUCGACUAUCACCGCCCUCAAGGGCCCUUCCUUCGUUCUAGACGAGCCAUUAAAACGCCCUUCUUCGCGGAUGGCCCAGCCAACAUCGGCUAGUCCCAAGUCUGCAAACGCAGUGUUCACUCCACUACCUAAUCCACCAGAUCCUCGCAGCCACACACCAUACGUCCCCCAGCAGCCGUCGCCUCUCGUACUCCACAACAGCAAAGCCGGUCCACGGGAGGCAGUCCCGCGCCGCGCCCCGUCGCCGCUAACAGAGCAAGUAACAGCCCAUCUCCAGCGACGCGCGCGGCGGACGCCGCCCGCGCAGUCGAGAGAGUUCCUCAACAUCUACAACAAGCCCUUCCAGCCGCGGAGCCCGAGCGCCGCGGUCCCGGGCCGCAGGCAAGACAGGGGUGUAGGCGACGGAAUGCAGAUCCGGGAUAUGCUCGGCCGGGACCGCACGCCGUCGCCGAGCAGCGGCGGUCCGAAGCACGUCGUUACGGAUGGGGGGGAGGUGGUGGAUGUGCGGAGCAUGCGGAAGAAGUCGGGCUUGCAGAGCGAGAUAAAGAGGUUUUUGAGUGGGAGAGGGGGGGGGGGUGGUAGGGAGGGAUGA